Cimex lectularius (bed bug) is the source of this 4943-nucleotide messenger RNA. Its product is annotated as lysine-specific demethylase 4B-like. Gene Ontology annotation, cellular component: nucleus. Gene Ontology annotation, biological process: chromatin remodeling. Lineage: Eukaryota; Metazoa; Arthropoda; Insecta; Hemiptera; Cimicidae. Gene Ontology annotation, molecular function: histone H3K9 demethylase activity; histone H3K36 demethylase activity. The record is from RefSeq and is a predicted model, not a curated record. The transcript is spliced from 17 exons. Bases 492 to 4487 code for a protein of 1331 amino acids.
CGAGUCGUAAGGCUAUGUUUGACCGUCUUCAGUACCCUGUAUCGCUCAAUCCGAGUGUCAGUCCGAGUGAAGUUCGCUAAGUCCGAAAAGCCCGUAUUAUGCCGUCAAGCAUAUCCGUUAAUAUGCUCAACACGGAUAUAACGUGAGUCGUCGUCGGCCCGUCAAACUCGCGUGUUUUCACUCUGUUCCGAAUCGGGGGUGGAAAAUUGUGUCAUAUUGCAAGUUAAACUCGCCCUUUCGCAAACGUUUUACAUCGGCUGUUUUGGGAGACGGGUUUCCUUUUUUCUCUCUCUGAAACGAUCUCUCGAAAGACGAAACUAAGCCCGUUUCUUGUGAAAUCACGAGUAAGAGCACGGCCAAGUCCCCGAGUGCACCCGUCAAGUGCCGUCGCUCAGGUUUUGUUUACAUCCGCUUGUAAACAUUAAUCAAUUUCCAAAUCAAGUUUCACUUUUUUUUGUUUAUUGGCCGAUUUGUGAAUUGUCGUUUUUAAAAUGGAUUCUAAGCCGGGAGUGCCUAAAAUACAGGUCUUCAGGCCGACUUACGAAGAAUUCAAAAAUUUCUCGAAGUACGUCGACUUUAUCGAAGAACAGGGCGCUCACAAAGCUGGGCUCGCUAAAAUAAUUCCUCCUCCUGAGUGGAAGCCAAGAGCAGAGGGUUAUGAUUUAAGUUCAAUCCAAUUGAAAAUUCCAGCACCAAUAUGUCAAGUCGUAACUGGAAAGCAAGGGCUGUAUCAACAGAUCAACAUACAGAAGAAGCCAAUGUCAGUUGUCGAAUAUCAAAAGCUCGCUUCAUCGGCAAAGUACUGCACGCCUCAUUACAGCGAUUUUGAAGACCUUGAGAGAAAAUAUUGGAAAAACAUUACUUACAGUCCGCCUAUUUAUGGGGCCGAUGUGAGUGGCACUCUGACAGAUGAUUCAGUAAAUGAGUGGAACAUCAACAGGCUUGGAACAAUUUUGGACUAUGUUAAUGAGGACUAUGGGAUUUCGAUCGAAGGUGUUAACACUGCGUACUUGUAUUUUGGAAUGUGGAAAACAACUUUUGCCUGGCACACUGAAGAUAUGGACCUGUACAGUAUUAAUUAUUUACAUUUUGGAGCUCCAAAAACAUGGUAUUCGAUACCACCAGAACAUGGCAAACGUUUAGAAAGGCUGGCAAAUGGAUUUUUUCCAAGUUACAGCAAAACUUGUCCUGCGUUUUUGCGACAUAAGAUGACUAUUAUUUCCCCACAUGUAUUGAAGCAAUAUUCAAUUCCUUUUAACAAGAUAACUCAGGAAGAGGGUGAAAUCAUGAUUACUUUCCCAUAUGGAUACCACGCUGGUUUUAAUCAUGGCUUCAAUUGUGCAGAAUCAACAAACUUUGCCACAAAGCGUUGGGUCGAGUACGGAAAGAGGGCGUUGCAAUGCUUGUGCAGGCCAGACAAUGUGAAAAUAUCCAUGGACACAUUUGUUAAGAGGUUCCAGCCUGAGAGGUACGAUUUAUGGCUACAGGGAAAAGAUUUAGGUCCCCAUCCUGAAGAUCCCACACGAGUUUCUGUGGCACCUCCACCAUCAUCGCAGGAGAUCCAAUGCAACAAAAAUAAUAAGAAUCCACAAUUAAUGGAAGGGAACAAACGUGUACCACCUCUGAAGAAAUCAGAAAACGAGAGAGUUCUUCCGAUACCAAAUGAGCUUAAGCGAGUCAUUGAAGAAAUUGAACUGGAAGAAGAUUCACCAGACGAAGAACAAAUUCAGGUUCUUGAAGAUAUUUGGCUAAAAGCUGGUGAAAUGGAAUUAGAGGAAGCCUCAAUUGUUGAUGAUGGGUAUGAAUUAAAUGCAAAGAAGAAAAGGAAGAAACAUGAUAAUAAACCAUCAAGAAACAGAAAGAAGUAUGUGAGUAGAAAAAUAAAGUCAAGGGAAUACAUUGAGGUGAAGGAGUUGCAAGUGGAGCUUGAAAAAUGCAUAAGCGUUGAGCUGCCGGAGCCUAAUCCCCAGCUGGAAACACAAUACUUGAGAAUUCCGUCUCCUCCUAGUUCUCCCCAAGUGAAAAAAAUGGAAGAAUCAGAACUGAACAUUAUGCCAUCCCAGCCACCUCUACAUAACUCUCCAACACUUCAACAGCUGGAAUUUUCAUCAAUUCACCAGCAGGAUCAUUUUUCUCCCAAUGGGCCAUCGCAUUGGAAUAUUGAUAAUAAUUUGAAGAAAGUGAAAAAAGAUUUGUUGAUGAAAAAAUCUUUAAGUCCCAGUAAGAAGCAGUUUAAAAAAGAUAACAAAAAGCCUAAAAAUUAUAUAAAAAGCCCUUAUGACAUCAACACUACUUAUGAUUUACCCACAGUGAAAGAAGAGAAAUUCGACGAGUUUGCUUCAUGCUAUUUGACUGGAAACGGUGAACUAAAUAUGCCCAUUAAAGCAGAGCCUGUUGAUUUCAACUACGUACCUGAAAAUCAGCAAGAAAAUGAAAUUUCUCAGGAAGGCUCUCUUAAAUCCCUCAUUCAAGUUACCAAUAAUGUUUCUGUUGUGCCAAUUUCAACCCCAAGCCCUCCACGUUCACAAUCACUGAGUCCGAUAAAAAAGCCUGAGAGUGGUUCUAAAAUUGGCAGUUCAAAUACAGUCAUGAGAAACAUUAUGGAACCUUCUUCGAGCAAGAGUUUCGAUUAUAACUACAAGAAAUAUUUGCCGAAUGUUAUGAACCAACCGCCAAAGGAAAAAAAAGAAGAGGAAUUUUUAGUCUACAAAUCAUCAGAAGGAAUUCCAGUUCAAGUGCAAAAAGAUAGUUUCAAUAAUCGUACUUUAAUUGUGAAGGUUCAGAAACAAAGGGUGAAACCACUGGUUUUCAAACCUUUACCAUCUGAUAAAAUAGCCCAAUUAUGGCAAGAUUCAAGUAACAGACAGUCUUCAGGGAAUAAAUCACUGCUACUUUCAAAACAACAAAAUUAUGAUCAUAUUACAUCUACUACAAAUCCAUCAUCAUUAACUAAAUGCACAUCACCAAAUUCCCUGAUUCAACAAACAAUAAUCAACUCGCUCAACAGCCCAUUCAUAAAUGAAAGGAUUUUCGCACCCAAUGAUUUGUCGAUAACACUAGAAAAUUCCAGUACGGCAAAUGUUUCUUCAACAAAUAAUACAUGCCCUGUCAUCCCGGGACUCACUAUCAAACCAAUAACCAAGUCACCUCCAGAGUUGACCGUCCCGAGGUUCUCCGCUACAAAAAAUAAUUAUUCUUCUACAAAAUUUUCUACCACUGCAUGUUUGCCUUGUCCUGUUAAGGAAACUUCUAGUCAUGGAAACGAACGUAAUUGUAAUAUGCGAGCGACAUGCAUUACCGAUCAACUUAAUCAUCAAGGUUUAUUAUCUUCAAAUAGUCUAGCAAAUAUUUCAAAAUUUCUGAAGGCUCAAGACCUCAGUAAACUUAUGCAGGACCUCCAGAAUCCCAUAUUUGAAGAGGCUUAUAACAAGUAUUGGAGUCAGAAAGAGCCGUACUGUGCUCUCUGUGUAUUUUUUGAUGUAAAAGCACUAAAUGAGGUUCAGCUGGGCAUGACUCAAGAUUGGCUAAAUGAACUCAUAGACCCGCCAAUUCCCUCGAGAAGCAAAAUCACAAUGCCAAGUAGCAUGUUCGAAAGAGAUUCUACUGAGCCCCUUGCGAUAUUACUCGUUUGCGAGCAGUGUAAAGUCUGUAUGCAUGCAAAGUGCUAUGCCGUCGACAGUAGUCGAAUGUUCAACAAAAAAUGGCUUUGUGAUAAGUGUGAAUCAAGCAGUCCAUCCUACAAAAGUUGUCGUUUUUGCGGUCUUGGUGGUGGUGCUAUGAAGAAAAUGGUAGAUUCACAAUGGGUCCAUGUUCAGUGUGCACUUUUCUUGCCCUCAACAAAUCUCAAAGUGGAAAGCUUAAUGGACAAACCUAUGCAACUAACCACGUUUAGAAGACCUUGUUUCAUCUGUGGAAGGGACACAGGAACAGUGCCUUGUUGUGAUUCAAAUUGCAAUUUAUGGUUUCAUGUGACAUGUGGUCAAGUCUGUGGAAUUGGUGUGAUUCCAAAUCCGUGGUUCGGUGCAAAACUCCUGAUAACAUGCUUAAGGCAUAGGCAUUUUCACAGUAUGAAUUGUGGGAUUCAACCAGGUGUACAGGUCUGGGCUAAAAAACAACCCUCCAACAGAUACUAUAAGGGUGUUGUUUCUAAAAUUUCUAAGGAAGAAUAUUGCACUUUGUCUCUUAUCGAUGAUAGUCUGAUUGUAGUACCAAAAAAACAUGUAACUAUGAUGGAUGGUCGGGAGUCUCUUCAAAAGGACUGUAGGGUCACGUGUACGUUCAAGAAUGAAAAUCUCUCUGCAAUUUAUCUCAAUUCAGGGCCAAAAAUUGUAUAUACUGUUAAUUUCCUUAAUUUGACGACAUCUGAUGCCCUGCUUGAGGAUAUUUUGUGCAUGGAAGAAAACAAAUUGGGAAAUGAAUCAACCAGUAGGGAGCUAAACACAAGCACUGGGGACGCAUUCUCAUUCAGUUUUAACAACAGUGUUUGAAAAUUGCCAAAUAAGUACGAGCACAUUUGCAAUUUUCAUUGAUUGUCAAACUCCUCGAGUAUAACAUAUGGGAAACAGGUCCCAAGCAAGGCACAUUAGAAUUUAUAAAUAUAUCUUUUUUGUUUUAGUUGAAUUGUAAAUAUAAAACCUUUCAAAUUUUAACAUUAAGUUAAUUUUUUAUUAGAAUUUUUUUUAUAGUGUUUGGAUUUUAUGAAACAUUAAAAUUUAAAAAAAAGACUAAAUGUUACAUAGGAUGUGUAGUCAGAUUGUAAGUUCUGCACAUACAUGUAGUGGAAGGCAAUGUGUAAUUAGAUUUGUAUUUUAUUUUAAUUAAACAUCCCUUAUAGUGGACUGAACUCAAUGUGAUCCUGUGCUUCAAAAACAUUACACAAAUUUAAUGUUAUCCUUUUUUUAAAAUUUAGUGUUAUUUAAAGUUUAAUACUGUACAUACAAUAA